UGACACUUGACAGCCAUUUGUUUUUAGCUUUUGCAAAUUGCAUCUUCCAAAUACGCGGUACAUGUAUAAAUCGAAUUUUGUAUUAAAUACUAUUUCAAAAUGCUCUUUUAUUCUUUCUUUAAAUCGUUAGUUGGCAAAGACGUGGUUGUGGAGCUGAAAAAUAACCUAAGCAUUUGCGGUACGCUUCAUUCGGUGGAUCAAUACUUGAAUAUAAAACUGUCGGACAUAAGCGUCAUUGAUCCGGAUAAAUAUCCACACAUGUUAUCAGUGAAAAACUGUUUUAUUCGCGGCUCAGUGGUACGCUACGUGCAGUUACCGGCGGAUGAGGUCGACACGCAACUGCUGCAAGACGCCGCAAGGAAAGAAGCUACUGUUUCAACAAGAUGAACACAACCUGUGAAUUUGAAUCAAUACUGUGGAAGCUGUAAAUAUUUUGUAAGGAUAAACGUAAAAUAAAUUUGUAUUUAAUAA
Messenger RNA from Zerene cesonia (dogface butterfly), 471 nucleotides. Its product is annotated as U6 snRNA-associated Sm-like protein LSm2. Gene Ontology annotation, biological process: mRNA splicing, via spliceosome. Gene Ontology annotation, molecular function: RNA binding. Gene Ontology annotation, cellular component: precatalytic spliceosome; U4/U6 x U5 tri-snRNP complex; P-body. The transcript has a single exon. The record is from RefSeq and is a predicted model, not a curated record. Lineage: Eukaryota; Metazoa; Arthropoda; Insecta; Lepidoptera; Pieridae. Bases 100 to 387 code for a protein of 95 amino acids.